This is a messenger RNA of Aspergillus japonicus CBS 114.51, 816 nucleotides long. RefSeq names its product putative RAS small monomeric GTPase. NCBI's taxonomy places the organism in Eukaryota, Fungi, Ascomycota, Eurotiomycetes, Eurotiales, Aspergillaceae. The record is from RefSeq and is a predicted model, not a curated record. Gene Ontology annotation, biological process: signal transduction. Gene Ontology annotation, cellular component: plasma membrane. Gene Ontology annotation, molecular function: GDP binding; GTPase activity; GTP binding. Bases 1 to 816 code for a protein of 271 amino acids. The transcript has 3 exons.
AUGCCGGACUCUCCGGAGAAAAUCUCCAUCACGAUCUGUGGAGAUGGUGGAUGCGAAGAUUCAUAUUCCGUCACGCGCGUCGUGGAUGGAGUGCCCUAUUUCUUGUCUAUCACCGAUACGGCGGGCCAGGAGGAAUACCGCGGACUAUGGACGGCUUCCAACCUGAAAACAGAUGCUUUCUUGCUGGUCUACGAUAUCACCAAUCAGCACAGCUUGCACGCCCUGGACUACUUCAUGGAUAUGAUUGAGAUCGAGACUGAACAGCGAGCCGAACAGAGUCACCGCCUGCGACAAGAACUGGGAGACAGUGCGGCGGGCCUGAGGGUGGGCAUGCCGCCGCCCAUCAAGAUCGUAGCUGGUAAUAAGUGCGAUCUAAAAGAGAGUCGAGUGAUCGGGGCUCCUCAGGGCUUGGAGUAUGCCCGCAGGCAUGGGUGCGGCUUCAUGGAGACCAGCGCUCGUGAGAUGGUCAAUAUCGAGGAGACCUUUUCUUUGUUAAUCCAACGAGUGGUUGAGGCGCGCCAGGCCUUUUAUCAUCCGACGGCCUUGAUCCCAGAGCCGGCCCAAGGCAGCGGCUGGGUUCCAGAAUUGAACUCGACAGCUAGCACGAUCGUCCACUCGCCCUCCGUGGAAUUGCCCUCUAAACACGUAGCACCCCGACAGCGAGGUUUUGGUUGGCUCCGGGAUAGGAAACGAGUCCAUCAACGACAGGCUGAUAGGUAUCGUUAUGGCAAGUCCGAUCCUCCCGUGCCAUCGCAUCGCGAGAAGCAGCAAACUCGUUCGGCAGCCAGAACCUGGCGACGAGUGUGGUGCUUUUGA